AUGGUACGUGAGAGCUCCAGCAGAAUAUUAAUCUUUUAUCUUAACCAUUAUUUAAAUGCUCUAUAAAAUAUUAGUAUUAAUCAUGAAUUAAUAUCCGAAAACGAUUAUUUUGGACUUUUAAAUAUUUGGAUCUGUUAUCUCUUAUAUGGUUGUAAUUAUGAUUCGAUUCUGAUCGGCUUGUCUUAGGGGCCUAUUCUGUAACUCUUAACGACUCUAACGAUAUCGUUAAAUUGCGUUGCACAGCUUUUUUACUAUAUACAGAAUCUACACAAUAACAAUGUAACGAUGUCGUUGCAGUCGUUAAGAGUUAUAGAAUAGGGCCCUUAAAAUGCGCAAGACCUAAAUACUUACUGCAAUAUUAUUUAACAAUUUGCAUUGGACCGAAGAAUCCUGAGCAUCUCUUGUAGUUUAUGAUUUCAAUUGGAGAAUUUUUCGGAAUUGGUCAACUAUUGCUGAACAAAACAAAAUAGAAGUUUUCUGCAAUCAUUGUGCGAAGAUUUUCGUAGCUACGUUCUAGCUGGAAUCUAUUUUCUGCUUGCUCCUGAAGUUUUAGUGCAAUGAAUCCUAUGCGAUCGACAACUUUCCGGAGCAGUGAGGAAUCAAGAUCAACACGUAACGAAGAUCACAAUAGUUUAGCAGUUUUACGUUCAAGAACCGAAGAAGAGAAGCAGAGGCGCAGACGAGAAUGGCAACGCCAGCAAGAGCGAGAGAGACAACAUGAAAAAUUGAAACAGCAAAAAAUUUUAGAAUAUGAAAGGAAACGUGCACAAGCUUUAAAAUAUGCUGAGGAAAAAUCCUCGCGUCACAGUCGAAGUAAAAGUGAUAGUGAGUCUCCCUCGCAUGUUCGGUACAGAGGUAGAUCUACAUCAACUGCUUCCAAAUCUGGUAGCCUUCAUGAAAAAUUAGAUGGGUCUCCAAGUGGAACAGUACCUUUAUUCAGAGGUCCUCAGAAUGCACAGAUUGAUACUUCGGAACUACGUCGAAUUAAAGUUGAUAUUCAUAGGAAUAUUCCUGUAAAAGGACCUGUUACCGAAUUAGAAAGAGAUAUACUUAAUCCUGAAGAUGUGAUCGUCAAGAGAAGAGAGGCACAAUAGUUUUGAUAUAUAAGCACUAGAUUGAUGCAUCGAUAGGUUUAUUUCUUACAUCUAUGAAGAAUUUCCUAUAAAAAAAUCAAUAAUGAACUUCAUGAAGAUGACAAGCAAGAGAAAUAUUUGUAAUAACGAUGAACAUUGCAAAUCUGAUUCAAGAAAUUUUUCGACACAGGAAGAGUAUUUUAUCCAUUAUUUUUGACCUAUCUUUUUUUCACAAAAGGUAUAAGGUAUAUAUUGAUGCAGGAACUUAGAAUAUUUUCCUGAAGGAAUGUUAUGUCACAAAUCGGGAAGUAUGUUUAACUAUAAUCAAACAGUAUCCAAAUAAUUUAUUGCAUAUUUGAUACUCUUGCUUAAGGCAUGUGAAUUUCAAA
Mycetomoellerius zeteki is the source of this 1462-nucleotide messenger RNA. Its product is annotated as luc7-like protein 3. NCBI's taxonomy places the organism in Eukaryota, Metazoa, Arthropoda, Insecta, Hymenoptera, Formicidae. The record is from RefSeq and is a predicted model, not a curated record. The coding region runs from base 558 to 1094 and encodes 178 amino acids. The transcript is spliced from 4 exons.